UUAGGCAGUAAAAAUAUAAUUUAGUACUUUUUGUGACUUGAAAUAAGUUGAUAGGAUUAUUUUGUUCAAGGUUUUAAAAACUUGCUUAUUCUGUGCAAAUUUUGCAUUAGGCAAAAUGAUUUAGUGAGUUUAUUUUCUACGCGCACCUGUAGUAAAAAUCACCCUGUGUCUGUGAGAGUGAAACCGCAAACGGAGAAAAGUGAAAAUCCACGAGAUUGGAAAUUAUUGAAAAUCUGCGGAAAGUGAAAUUAUUUGAAGGAAGCUGAUUGUACUUAGUUGUUGAACAAUGUGGAGUCCAACACACGUUCAAGUUCUAGUGAAGAGAGCCAAGGGGUUGAAGGUGAAAGGAAAGGAAGGAACAAACGAUGCCUUUGUGACUAUUGGACUGGGGAAAGAGAAAUUUAGAACCUCGACUAAGGAGAAGAGUGGAGAUCCUGUAGAAUGGAUGGAACAGUGUGAAUUGUUAAUACCAACCCAGGGAAACACAGCUGAAGUAAAUUUAACAGUUCUACACAGAAACCUGAUCGGAGUAGACGAAUUCCUGGGACAAGUUAGCCUGCCAUUAAAAGAUUUCGAUAUUUACGAGCGACCAAAAACCAGAUGGCACUCACUCAAAUGCAAGGCCGGCCAAACCAAGAAAGAUUACAGAGGAGAAUUAGAGGUAAGAAUUGGGUUUACUGUAAAAGCCUCCGAGAGCGUUGGAGGGAGUACAGCUGACUUAACUAAGAAGACUAAAGGAUCCCUUUCAUCACUUAACAAGGUUGCUGGGAACAUAGGAGGCUCACUGCUCUCCUUAGGGAACAAGGAAUCCAGGAAUAUUAAGAAACUUAUGAAAUCAGCGUCACAUAAGGUUGAAAAGGUUGGAGAGAAAGCUAAAAAGUCUGUGAGUACUUUAAAAUUGAGUAAAGAUCGUGGAACUCUAGACUCUGUUCCAGAAACUCGUCAGUGGAGUACACUUGAUAGAAGACUUGAUGAGAACCAAGAUCCUGGAGUAAACUCUGAUGAGGAGGGAGAUGAUAUGUUUAAGUUUGAUACAUUAUCCCAGAAGAGUACAGCAAGCAGUUUAUCUAUGAAUCGUCUUGGACGAGUCAGCAAUACAUCAACACCUUUCAGCGGAUCUUUGGAAGCUUUCAAUGUGGAUACUCCUCCUGCCUUUAGACAAAACAACAGGAAUUCGUUGGUCACAAAACCUAAAGAAAAAGACGAAUGGGAAUCAAAACUUUUUGGAAAGAAAGCUAUUGCUAAAACUGAUGCCAACGGUCCUAUUAAAAUACCGUCUAAGCAAUAUACUAUCAAAGAAGAGAUCUACUCGGAGCCCAAUGCAACAAUAGCUGAUCCAUCCUUUAACAAGAAAUUAGCCAAAUCCAAGUUGACGCUAGACCUGACCCCAAACACUGAAAUUUGGAAAUUAAAAUCAGAAAUGAAGGCAAGUCAGAAACUUGAAGCAUUGGAAACCUUCGAAGAUGGUGACAUUGUCUGUGACAGAAAAGAAAUGAAACUUUCACUUCUGCAGGAAAAGAAGAAUUCAUUUGUGAUAUCAGGAUCCACAAUACCCUUUGGCGAAGGUUCUGAAAAUGAACUCGAUACAGCCACAGAUAAGAAAAGUGAUUUUACGCUAGAUAAAGAAGGAAAAGAAGGAUCAGACAAGAGAAAUUGUCAAGAUGAAUCCAUAUUAUUGAAAACAGAUUUACAUACUUUGGCUUUAAAUAAGCUGAGUAAGAAAAGCAUGCCAGAGAUAAGAUUGGAUAAAGAGGAGGAUACAGUAUUGAGGUCGCCAUUCAAGUGGAGUAAAAAGAGCAUGCCGGAGAUCAGAUUAGACAGAGAGGAGGAUACCACCAUGCAGUCACAAUUUAGCAAAAAGAGCAUGCCAAACAUAGGUGGAUUCGGUUCAAAGAACUUCCAUGAAGAUUCCAUCUUUAAGAGAUCAGUUAAUCCAGAUCAACCCAAGCAAUCAACUAUAGAACAUUCAAAGGACAUGCCUGAAACAAGAACAGAGGGUCAAGAUGGAGAAAACACUGCUGCAGAGUAUAUGCACAGCCCUUCCAGCAUUUCCCCUCAAACUCCGAAAAGAAAGACGUCUAGACUGUUCAAGCUUAGUUUAUCCAAAAGCAAUCUAGAUCUUAAAGGAGCAAGUCUGGAAAAUGCAGAAAACUACCAUAAGAGUUUACCAAAACUGAGCAGCAAGGAUAAGGCUGUGAGAGGGAAAAUAUCAAAUGAUCUGACCUGGACUCGCCAGCAAUCAGCUGAAAUGUUUGAAGAAAGGCAGAAAAAAAUGUCCUCAGGGGAAUCUGUUAUGGAAGUUAAGUCACUUGGAAACUUAGUAAGUUCUGGAAGAGAAGAUGAUAGUUUUCUGAAACAUAUCAUGAAUAGAAAUCUGAAAGAAAAUCAUGAUUUUGCCAAACAUCAACUGGAGAUUGCUGAAAAGAAAGAAACUAUGAAGCUAACUAAACAAUCUGCAGUUGAGAUGAACAGUCCUAAGUUGGAGUUCAAAUCAUCUGAGAGUUUCUCAAAUUCUGAAUCUCCAACUGAAGAUAUGAAGCCAUUUCCAUCAGAGGUUCACACCUUGCCAUUCAUGAAGAAAAGGGAUGGAAGAAGAGUACGAAAGUUUGGAUUGUAUCCACAAGAUUCCCAGAUGGAUACUUUGUCCAUAGUCAGUCAGCAGUCAGGACGGAGUAGAGAGGGAGCUACAUCUGCUGCCAGUCAAGGAAACCCAUCACUUAACAGUCAAACUACAUUAGAGGAUACUUGGAAACCACAGGGUAGCCUCCCAUCCUAUUCCCAGGCUACAUUUAAAGUUCCACAUGAGAAGAAAAAGAUAAUUCCUGUUCAAGAUGAACUAGAAUCAUCUCCUAGUCCUGAAUCCCCCUCAAGUCCUGUAGCUGACAACAAGGCGGAGAAUGGUUGGGGUUUCAGAAAUAGCAGAUCCGGAGUGUCUGUGAGUACACUGGAUAUAGCUUCUGUUGCCAAGGAACAGGAGAACAAGAAGAAAACACUGGGGCUCAAACUUAAGAACAGUUACAGCAGUCUUUUUGACCUGAGUAAAAUUGGAAAAGGAAAAGGCUUCAAAGAGAAAUCAGACGAGGGUAAGACAGGAAAUGGUGGAAGAAGAAAUUCAAUCGAAUCCAACUCCUCCAGGCACUCUCGGACCCAUUCUGAUGGAUCUUUUGGACCUCCUAAUGGAACCCGUGUAGUGCUGGGUAGAGAAACCUCUCCUAUUCCCAACAUGAACUCCAAACUUUCAUCUGAUAUGCUUGCCAAGUACAGUGGCAAAUCAAACCAGGAACUGGUUGAGCUGGUUGUAAGUAUGGAGCGAAGGUUGGAAGAGCAGAGUAAGAAGGUUGGUGACCUAGAGGACUAUAUAGAUGGUCUUCUAAUCAGAGUAAUGGAGGUUGCCCCAGUACUUCUUCAGAAGGACUUGAACGCCAGCAAAUCAACCAUGAGAGGUGCUGGAUUACGGCUCUUUGCUGCUGAUUUUAACCGGUUACGGCUUGGUUAAAGUUCAAAGUGCACACUGGACAAGGUUGUUGUGUACUCAAUGUACAUAUUGUACGGUGUGUUCACUGUGUACUGUAUGCACUUAUCCCAUCACCUCUUCAUUGGUUGUGGGCUAAUAUUUUUUAAAAAUGUCACAUUUUUCAAAGGCGCAACUUAAGUUAUAAUUAGGAAGUGGGAAUUUUAAUCUAAGAGAUUGGUAAAAUGAUUUAUUAAAUAAUCUUCAUAUCCCCCCCCCCCCACAUGACCACAUGACUGAAGUCGCGCCUAUGAUCAUUUUUCAUUGGUUUUAGUCGGGUUUUCAUAAUAUUCAGUAAUAUGGCUAAAUGCACCAACUAAAAAAACCAUUAUGAAAAAUUAAUAUUAAUAUUAACAUUAUUUUUUCAAUAUAUUUAUUUUUUUAAUUUCAACAAAAUUCUAUAAAUAAUUAGAUGAUAGCGCAGCUGCAAAUUUUGAGCAAUGAACAAUCAUGAAAAUGCUUUAACAUUAUUCUUAAUAAGUGAAGGUUGGGGAAAUACGAUUUUACCUCUUUUCUUCACUUUAUUCACAAGACUUUCUUCAAUGCUUAUCUUAUUUUUAUCUGAAAGAGAAAUAUUGAUUUAAAGUCUUAAAAAUAUCUUAUGCAUUUUAUCCAGUUGCUUACACAUACAUUUGGGUUAAAAAGCAUUUAGAAAUGAAAAAAAUUGUGAUAUCGGAACUUAUGUAAACAUAAAAAUAGUAAGAAAUUGAUUAAAACUUAAAAUUAUUUUGCAUUUGUUUUUUAAAAAUUUAUUAAGUAAACUUGUGAGUGUGUAAGAUCCAUAUUUCAAUCAAAUGUACACAAUGUAAAUUUGAAGUGAUGACUAAACACUAGAAAAGUCCAGUUCAUUCAUGUGUUAUAAUUAAGUUUGAGAAUUAUACUGAACCGGAAGAAAGAAAGAUUUCAUAAUUAAUAUUGUAAAAGAAUUCAGUAGAACUUUAAAACUCCCGAUAAAAUGGAACACUAAGCACUGACCAAUUAAUUUGGAUCUUUGAAAUGCUCUAAAAGUGUUUCUUUAUUUUGUUAUUUAACAAAAUUUGUGUUUAAAACAUGGUGACAAAGUCUUCAUAACGAUGGCUUAUACAAAUAAAACGGAAAAGGCGAUUCUUUUUUCUGUCUCUGCUAUUUAAGAUUCAUUUUCCAAAUACUCUUUAAAUCUAAAGUUUGUCGAUUUACGCUUAAUUUUUUUGGGUCUCUGCGUUAAGUAAUUGAAGAACUUUCUGUAAAAUUAACAUUAACAUUUUCCAAUGAAAAUUAUUCAGCAUGAAUUUUACAAAGUUGUAUGAGUGAGGACCUGAAAUCUCGGGAAUAGGAAAAUGAACGAAGUUUGGAGGACUCCUAAAAAAACUACUGAACAUGAGAUACAACAAUUGUGAUGUGUAAACAGAGCUAAUAUUUUAGAAUGGUGGAUAUUGAGAUCAAUGCUUGAUCUCUUUUUCUUAAUCUCCAGAUUAAACAAUGCUUGUUCCCCUCUUAUUCUUAAUCUCCUGAUUAAUAAGCCGAUCGGGAUUAAAGAUAUCCCAUUCUAAAGUUUUCAGCUCAGACCUCAUAAUAUUAAUAAGUAAUUUAAUAAGUUACUAGUAAAACUUUAUGCUUUGAAAUAACAUUAAAUACAUAAAAGUAUUGUUUUAACGUCGUCUUUCUAUUCCAUAGUGUUCUGGUUCUCAUUCUAUGACUCAAGUCCAAUGCAUGGUUUCAUUAUUUCAUGCCAAUAUCAUCUCUUAAGUUUCAGGGCGGGUAAAACCUAUAGUGCGUUCUGAAUGUAGUUUUUAAGUAGACUACUCUAGUGUACUCUGAAAAACAAAGUAAAAAUUUUAAAAAACACGACCUAUCAAUUUUUUAAUUUUCAGCUAUCAAAAAUUUGUUAACCCUGCAGUUUGGGUUAAGGUUUAACUAUUUGUAGAUGUUUGUAUAUAUUAUUAUAUUAUUAUAUUAUCAGAUUAUCAGAAUAAAGUUCUAGUUUAUUUUUCUA
Messenger RNA from Eurytemora carolleeae, 5483 nucleotides. RefSeq lists its product as uncharacterized. Gene Ontology annotation, biological process: regulated exocytosis. Lineage: Eukaryota; Metazoa; Arthropoda; Copepoda; Calanoida; Temoridae. Bases 287 to 3496 code for a protein of 1069 amino acids. Gene Ontology annotation, cellular component: intracellular membrane-bounded organelle. The transcript is spliced from 30 exons. Gene Ontology annotation, molecular function: small GTPase binding. The record is from RefSeq and is a predicted model, not a curated record.